AUGACAAACAAAAUUAAAAGCACAAAAAUCAAGACAACAUCGGCAUGACAUUUUGGCAAUACAAUUAAUAAAUUCUAGUGUUAAUAAUAAUGCAAGCUAUUUGGAUUAUAUCGCAAAAUUCCCGGUGAUGAGAGAUGAGAGUAACGAGCCAGCAAUAUGGACCAUUAUCUGACGACAUACAGGAAAGACUACCUGUGGCCCAACCUGCCUCAGACGACAGCUAGUUUGAAGGCUGGGCAAGGAGGCGCCGAUGGAGCUGGUCGGGGCGAGGACACGCCGAAGCUAACAGGCCAAGAACUAGCCUUCUACCAAGCAUGCGUGCAGCACACUCGGCCGCCGGACUGUCGCUGCCCCCAGUACUCCGGGGGGGAGAUGCCACAGCUGCCACCAGGAAAGGAGGGGGGAUGGAGUAGGAAUGAGAUCAUGGGACCGAUGUUAGAUCCAAAACUGUAUCCCGUGCGAGUAGCUGCUGCUCCUGAAACCCCUACGUCACGGUACAACCAGCCCAACGCGUUCUUGGAUAAGUUACAAUCGAAAUACCCGAUGCUGUACAGCAUUCUGCAGAACGAAGCAUCUCCAGAGUUGAAGCAGAGAAUAGAUAGGGACCGUAACAAGACCACGUACCAAGUGGAUUACUGUGAAACUGGUCCUGGAGCCAAAUUCGAGGGUCUUCAACGUGCAGCAGAUGAGAGUGGCACGGGCCCCUGCGCGCAGCCCAUGCGUCUGCCCGGAGACCCGUGCCGCGUGGGGCCCAAGCCGGGUAAAGCGGCGCCCAAGACCAUCUCGAAGCAAGCCGGAGCCGGUGCUGCUAGUGAUCCGAGGGCGAAAUGCGAAACAACAUCAGCGGUACCACCCCUCGGGCGCACGGAGUACCAGGACGGCGUGUCGAAGCUCGGCGCCAUCAUCAUGCGAGACAAACUGCAUCGGAGGUAACGCGGGACCACGGGAGUGCAACAAUCAGCAAAUGGAGAACAAUCAUGGAUUAAACUGUUUUGGAGUUUUUA
This is a messenger RNA of Helicoverpa armigera (cotton bollworm), 1004 nucleotides long. RefSeq lists its product as uncharacterized. The transcript is spliced from 6 exons. The record is from RefSeq and is a predicted model, not a curated record. Bases 157 to 933 code for a protein of 258 amino acids. NCBI's taxonomy places the organism in Eukaryota, Metazoa, Arthropoda, Insecta, Lepidoptera, Noctuidae.